Molecule: messenger RNA, 1152 nt
Organism: Colletotrichum orchidophilum
Lineage: Eukaryota; Fungi; Ascomycota; Sordariomycetes; Glomerellales; Glomerellaceae
Exons: 3
Coding region: 1-1152 (383 amino acids)
Source: RefSeq, a predicted model, not a curated record
AUGGCAGGAAAAUUCGCAAUCGUCACCGGCGCGGGCUCAGGAGUGCCUGGGGGCGAGGGCAGCGAACUGUUCCUGGAAGCGCAAGAGAUUACGCGGGGCAUGCUUGAGCUUUGCGAGAACCCAGAGCACGGCGACGGAACGAUUUUGGAGGUUAACAAGGGGGCUACGCGCGUGGUGCCUCUUUAUCUUGCUGAAUCGCCCAGCGGGGUGAGUGCUGUGCUACCCAGGCUGGCUGAGAACACCGAGAAGAUUUGGAACAAGCUCGGGAGUGAGGGGUUGAAGGCAAAAGCGUACAGCAUCUUCUUUGACUUCAUCCACGAUCUCCGGGCCCACGACCCCAAAGGUCGCGGUCUCCAGCACCUAGUCACAGAAGAAGACGACUACCGGGUGCCGGCCCACGACACAUCACCCAAGCGCACCUUUGUCGAAGGCCGCGCACUAGAAGCCUUCAGAGCCACCGCCGCAAAGGAUCUCCAGAGCCUCUGGUUCAAGUGCACGCCUCGCGGCGCGCGCGCCCUCAGCGUGCUGGACUGGAUGCGCGCCCACGUCUUCAACUACGGCGUCCCCGUGUUCCCGAGCUUCACCUUUUUCGAACCGCCCCUACCGGACCCGCGGGACGGAAUCUCGCGGGAUCUCCAAAAGAUUGGUGGUAGCGGGUGCGAUCCGAGGGAGGCGCCCCUCGGCUGGCGGAUGCUCCUGCGCGACGUCGAUUUACGGCCCGAGGAUAUGGAGAAGGAGAAAGGCAACCGAAAUUUGGACGUCCGCAUCAUGUACGCCUCGGGUGAAGAAGAAGGUAUCCGCAGCCGCAGAGACGCGGCGAGGGUCCUUCACGAAGAGGACUUUCGGUGGCUCGAGCUGCAGUGGUGGUUUCACGGGUGGGACUUGCCCGCGGGCGGAGGACGUGGCGGCGGCGAUCGGCCGGCGGGCUGUUUCUCGACGGCGUCGGGCUUGCAGGCUAGGCGGCCCGAGUUUGACGGGCCCGAGGUGCUCGCUGCGGCGCCGCGACCGGCGCUCGGGUUUUGGCUGUUUCCUGUGGAGGCGUUUGGGGAGGUUCCCGAGGAGGACGAGGAGCCGAGGGGAUGGUUGAAGUCGAAGUGGAUAUGGGAUCUGAGUUCACAUUGGCCGGAGCUUGCGCUGGCGGACGUAUGCUGA